GAGCGUCAGUGGGCAACCGACCUCCGCGCCGUCAACAUCUCCCCUUACUUCGCUCGUCUUUCACUACCUGCGCGCGUUAAAACCCAGGUGUUCGCGCCCGUGUCCGAAGGGGUGAGAGCGAGGUGCCGGGGCGAGAAUGUAGGAUUCUGGCGAGGUCGAUGUGCAAGGAUUGUGAUACGACGAGAGAGAGACACGAUACGCCGAGGCCCUCUCUGUCAUGCACUUUCGCUUCCUUCCGCUCUAGAAGGAAUCUUGUGAAAUCUCGCGAAGCCCGAGCGACGAUGGCGAGGACGGAAAGGGGGGCGAGUGCGGGGAGCUCUCUGGGGACUCCGGUGGACGGCAACAACAACAGCAACGCUGAAGGAGGCGGCGACGUGGUCCUCGACGGCGGGAAGACGGAGGCGGCGUCCAGCGGGAAGUACCAGCUGCGGCCGCGGUCGGUUCACGCCCGGCGCCUCUGCGACAGCGACUGGAGCUUCGGGGAGAGCCUGCGACACAAGCCGCGUGCGGCGCCGCUGUCCAGGUACCGCAGGAAGACCGCCAACGCCCGGGAGCGCUACCGCAUGCGGCAGAUCAACACCGCCUUCGAGAGCCUUCGCGGCGUGUUGCCGUCGUGGGUGUGCAGUCGCCGCGCCGCCUCGGACAUGACCAAGAUCGCCACGCUGAGACUCGCCUCCGCCUACAUCCGGUCGCUGCAGGACAUCCUGGACGGCAGCGCCCCGCAGGACACCUGCUCGUGGGUCCUCUCCGCCAUCCUGGACGGCCCGACACCCAAGCGGCAGGAGCUGCAGCCCAAGAGCCAGAAGUGCGCCGCCCUCUGCUCCCCGGAGCCGCCGGACGUCAUGGCUCUCCUGUGCGGCUCCGCGGACCACCAGGCCCUGCAGGACGACCUCGACGCCGAGUCCUACUUCUCCGCCAUCUCCGAGAGCGACGCGGUGACCUUCUUCCUCAAGUCCGACUCGACAGGCCUCUGGGGCGCGGGCGACGGCCAGCAGGCGCAGGUCGCUUCGUGAUCGAGACCCUCCCUGCUUCCGUGUAUUUAUUCGUGGCCAUCGUCUCUGUUUUGAUUUUCUUGCUGUUUAUUUAUUAGGAUGUUUUUGUCAAGAGAAAAGAUAUGUCGCAGGUCGAAACUGUUCUCUUAUAUUUAUUUAUGUUAAUUAGGGAAAGAGUACAUAGGAAAAGGAAGUAGUGAUGUGAAAAAUUACCUUAGAAAAGAUGUCUUUUAUAUCUCCUUGCUUAUGUCUAUAUGAUGGAAAAAAAGCAAAAAACAAAAUCGAAUCUGGUCCGUAGAUCUAUAGUAUAUGCAAUAUAUUAGAUAGAUAUUUAAGUAGAUAUAUGAUUGUUAUUGUUGUAGAGCAUUUAUCUUUUCAUAAUUUAUGGUUACUCUGUGCAAUGAUACUCAACGUCCAGAAAGCUAGUGUCUAAAAUUAUCUUUUGAGAAAUUCCGUUUCAUUACUGAUUUGAUCUGAAUCACAAUUCGAUACUUUUAGUAAGCAUAACUUCAGAAAUUGUGUUUAUUUUAUAGUUUUGUAAGCAUGUGUGUUAUCUCCUGUUUUAUAUUUGAUA
Molecule: messenger RNA, 1566 nt
Organism: Penaeus monodon (black tiger shrimp)
Lineage: Eukaryota; Metazoa; Arthropoda; Malacostraca; Decapoda; Penaeidae
Product: myogenic factor 6-like
Exons: 2
Coding region: 159-1013 (284 amino acids)
Molecular function (GO): protein dimerization activity
Source: RefSeq, a predicted model, not a curated record